UACUCUUUUUUUUCAAAAAGAUGAUAUAAUAAUCCAAAUAUUAAAUUGUCAACACAAAUGAAAUAUUUUACGUGUUUAUGUAUAACAACACUACUGAUGGAUUAUUAUUGAAAAGAAAUGUUGCCAAAUGUAAAACAUGUUAUUUUAGUUAUGUCAGGAAAAGGCGGAGUUGGUAAAUCUACUGUUAGUACUCAGUUAGGCUUGGGACUUGUAUCCAAAGGUUUUAGAGUAGGUAUAUUAGAUGUUGAUUUAUGUGGUCCUUCAAUACCAUAUUUAUUGAAAUUAGAAAACCAAGAAGUUCAUCAGUGUGAAUCUGGUUGGGUACCAGUAUAUACAAAUGAAUCUAAGUGUUUAGGAGUCUUAUCUAUUGGAUUUUUAACUAAAUCUAGAAAUGAUAGUAUUGUUUGGCGUGGACCUAAAAAAACAGCAUUUAUUAAACAGCUCUUAUCAGAUGUGUAUUGGGAAGAUGUUGAUUAUUUAAUCAUUGAUACACCACCAGGUACUUCAGAUGAACACAUUACUGUUAUGGAAAAUAUCAAAGAUGUUUCAUGCGAUGGUGCAAUCUUGGUAACAACACCUCAACAAAUUGCCCUGGAUGAUGUACGAAAAGAGUUGACCUUUUGCCGUAAGACAAAUAUUCCUAUUAUAGGAGUCAUAGAAAAUAUGAGUGGCUAUGUUUGUCCAAACUGCUCAGAAUGUACAAAUUUGUUUUCAUCACAUGGUGGUAAGUCAUUAGCUGAAUAUUUUCAAGUGCCAUUCUUAGGAACUAUACCAAUUGAUCCCAGAGUAUCAGAGGAAACAUCAAGAUAUGUUGGUUUAGUUUAUCCAGAAUCACCAAUGGCAAUAUCAUAUAAUGACAUUGUUAGUCUAAUAACAACAAAUCCAAAUUGAUAAACCUAAACAUAUUAUUUUGUACAAUGUUUUUAUUUUAUUAUUAUGCAUUAAUACAACAGUUAACAUUUCA
This is a messenger RNA of Daktulosphaira vitifoliae (grape phylloxera), 964 nucleotides long. It is a transcript of the gene Nubp2, whose product is annotated as cytosolic Fe-S cluster assembly factor NUBP2 homolog. The transcript has 6 exons. Gene Ontology annotation, cellular component: cytosol. Bases 118 to 891 code for a protein of 257 amino acids. The record is from RefSeq and is a predicted model, not a curated record. Gene Ontology annotation, molecular function: ATP-dependent FeS chaperone activity; ATP binding; 4 iron, 4 sulfur cluster binding. NCBI's taxonomy places the organism in Eukaryota, Metazoa, Arthropoda, Insecta, Hemiptera, Phylloxeridae. Gene Ontology annotation, biological process: iron-sulfur cluster assembly.